GGUAUUUUACCUUUAAACUGGUUUUCCAUCUGCCAAUACUCGUUAGAAGAAGACGACACAGUCCUUUCAAACAAAAAUGUCUGCGGUCAUGCCGGAGCUGUUGACGAGUACACACGUGGAGAAAAUGAAGAAGAAAAAGCCUCCAAAACGCUAUUGGGAGGAAACAGAAAACACAGACCAAAGCCAAAGGAGACCAGAGGAAGAAGAAGGCAAAGCUGGGCAGAACCAGAAUGAAUCAACAGUAAAAGAAAGGCCAUUAAAAAGGAAGAAUGAUGAACGUUUGGAGAAAAAGGACCCUUUUCCUGGUGAGGCUCCUAUACCACAUAAGCAACUCCAGAAGUUUCAGAGAGGAGAGAAAUGCAAAGUGCCUGCAGGAGCCCGUCGAAGGCUGAAAGAAGCCAUUACAUCCUCUGAGGCCAUGUCUGAACACGCUCAGAAACAGGCUGCAAGAUAUGAUCUUUUACUUCCAGAGGAUGCUGGCUUCCUGGAAGGAGAUGAGGAUGAAGACACAAACACCAUCUCUCAAGAUGACAUAGCAGAUGCAGUUGACAUCACUUCUGGGUCAAAGUACUUCAGCUUGCAUCUUUCCCAGUUUGGCCCAUAUAGGCUUGACUACAGCAGAACUGGACGGCAUCUACUAGUGGGUGGAAAGAAAGGUCAUGUGGCCUGCAUCGACUGGCAAACCAAAGACCUCAUGUGUGAGAUGAAUGUCAUGGAAACAGUGAAUGAUGUCAAGUGGCUUCAUACAGAGGCCAUGUUUGCUGUGGCACAGAAGAGAUGGCUCUAUAUCUAUGACUCUAAAGGUGUGGAGCUCCACUGUGUGAAGAAGUUCAAUGACGUCUUAAGAAUGCAGUUUCUGCCCUACCACUUCCUACUCGCCACAGCGAGUGCCACAGGGUUUCUGCAAUAUCUGGAUGUAUCUGUUGGUAAAGAGGUCGCAGCCAUCUGCACAAAAAUGGGACGGCUAGACGUGAUGGCACAGAAUCCCCAUAAUGCAGUAAUUCACCUGGGCCACCCAAAUGGCACGAUUAGUUUGUGGUCGCCCAACCAGAAAGAGCCACUUGUAAAGAUGUUGUGUCAUCGGGGUGCUGUUCGUUCCUUAACAGUGGAUAAAACUGGCACGUACAUGGUGACGUCAGGUCUGGACAGGAAGCUAAAGGUGUAUGAUAUCAGAGCUUUUAAACCUCUUCACUCCUGUUUCCUCCCUGCUGGAGCCUCUUGCUUAUCUCUAAGCCAGAGAGGACUACUCAGUGCUGCUACUGGAGAUAUUGUACAGGUUUAUCAGAACAUUUUGGGAAGCAGUCCUGUAUCCAAACCCUACAUGGCUCACCGCCUUCGAGGGCAAAUUUGGGGUCUUGCGUACUGCCCCUUUGAAGAUGUUCUGGGAAUUGGACAUGGAGAGGGCUUCACCAGCAUGAUUGUACCAGGUGCAGGGGAACCCAAUUUUGAUGCUCUUGAUACAAACCCGUUCCGCAGCUAUGAACAGAGACAGGAGUGGGAGGUCAAGGCUCUGCUAGAGAAGGUGCAGCCUGAGCUGAUUGGUUUGCACCCAGAACAGCUGAGUAAAGUAGACCAGGCCAGCUUUGAGCAGAGGCACAAGGAACAAGUUGAAGCAUUGGGCUUUGAUCCAUUGGCAAAAGUCAAAUUUAAACCAAAGACAAAGAAGAAAGGAAGAAGCUCGGCUGGUGCCAUAGAGAAAAGAAAGAGAAAAGUCGCCCAUGAGGAUCAGAGGGACGAAAUUCGGCAAUCCGUACAAGAACGAACAGAAAGAGAGAAAGAGCUGAAAGAGAAGUCCAACGAAAAGAAGUUGGGAAAUAAGUCAACACUUGACCGUUUUAGAAAGUGAAGAUCCCUGACUGCUGUGAACCCAUCCUAGAGGACUAAUUCAAAGCAGAAGAGACUGUUCAUGCAUGCUAAUCUGUUGCAAAUGUAAGAUUGCUGUUGUACAAGACAUUUUUUUUCAAAACCUCUGGAUGUCAUUUCCUUGUUCCUUGAAAGCUUUUAGCUUGUUUAAUAAAAUACGUAUAGAAACGGAAAAAAAA
Molecule: messenger RNA, 2042 nt
Organism: Sinocyclocheilus rhinocerous
Lineage: Eukaryota; Metazoa; Chordata; Actinopteri; Cypriniformes; Cyprinidae
Product: WD repeat-containing protein 46-like
Exons: 14
Coding region: 77-1846 (589 amino acids)
Biological process (GO): maturation of SSU-rRNA from tricistronic rRNA transcript (SSU-rRNA, 5.8S rRNA, LSU-rRNA)
Cellular component (GO): small-subunit processome; nucleolus; 90S preribosome
Molecular function (GO): protein binding
Source: RefSeq, a predicted model, not a curated record